AUGAAAUUCCUUCACUAUUCCUUAUGUUUUCUAUUACUUAUUAUGUAAAUCUAAUCAAAUGAUGAGAAUAACAUUAAGUGUGAAGAAUAUUUUAAAAAUAUUGUCGAUGCUAUUUCAAUUGGGGAAAUGCCAAAGAAUGUAUCACCAUAAACUUUACUCAGCUCUGGAAAAGGCCUUUAAGAUUUAGGUUCCUAUUUAGUUUGUAGAGACUCUGUUGACCUACAUUACAUUCACUUAAGAAUGAUAAGUGGAGGAAGACCUCUACAUAUGGGAUUUUGUUUACCUUAAUUUUGUGAUAUGGAUUAUCUCUAAACAUUCAAUGAAACAACCAAAAAAUUCAUUAAUAAUUUAACUGUACAUAUCCAUAGUUUCCUUAGAAUCUCCAAUUCAAUAGGUCAAUGAUUGAAAGUGUUUCUUACUAGGAUCCAGAACUAAUGUAUCCAGAAUGGAGUGUUGGAACCUAUUUGACUCUUUUUUUAUUGAUUGUUGUAGUUGGCCUCAAUGUUAUUGGAAGCAUUUUCUCCAUUAUUGCAGAAAACAAAAAGAAAGCAUAUUAGGAUGACUUAUAAAUAGAGAUUAAGAAUAAAGCCGUAUAGAAAAUAAAUGAUUCUAAAAUUGAAGAAACAUCUUUUUAAUCAGAAUCUAUAAAUCAACUUUAUAGGAGAUCAGAAUUAAUUUGUAAAUAAAUUAUUCAUUUUUAAAUUAGAAAAUGAAAUCAUGGAAAAUUAGGAAUCUGCUUUUAUGAGUGGCUAAGGAUAAUUUUAGGAAAUUAAAUAUGAGAAAUAUAAAGAAGCAACAUGGGAAAGAUUUGCAUUAAGCUUUUCUUUUAUUCACAAUUAUCAAAAACUAUUUAAAAUUAAUGAACCAAAAGGUGAUAAUGCAGGUUUUGUGGUUUUUAAUGGAAUAAGAUCAUUAUCAAUAUUUUGGGUUAUUUUUGGUCAUGAUUAAUUAAUUAGAGGAUCAAAUUCAUUUAAUCUAAUAGAUAUCCCUUAUAAAAUCACAGAACCUGGAUGGGUGACAUUAACACCUGCAGCAUAUUUUGCAGUUGAUACAUUCUUUUUUGUAGGAGGUUUCUUGGCUGCUGUUUUAUUAUUGGAAAAGUUAACUAAAUUAAGAACAAUCAAAUUUACAUUGGUACCAGCAAUGUGGUUACAUAGAUUUUUAAGAAUAUGGCCAACAUAUGCAUUUUGUAUUUUAGUAUAUUGGCAAUUGACUGUUUAUAUGUCAGAUGGACCUAUCUGGAAUGAAUAUAUAACAUCUACAUCUACUUGUAAUACUUAAUGGUGGAAGAAUCUAUUAUUUAUUGAUAACAUGUUUUCACAUGCUAAUAAUGGAUUAAGUUAUUGUUUUGGAUGGGGUUGGUAUUUAUCAAAUGAUUUUUAAAUAUUUCUUAUUACUCCAAUACUAUUGAUUAUUUAUGCCAGGAAUAAAAAAAUCGGAUUAACAAUAAUUAUUUCAUUACUAAUUGGAAGUGUAUUCUCAGCCUAUUAUAUAGCUUUUUCUCAUGAUUAUCAUUUAUAAAUAGGUACUCCUAAUGCAAAACCACAACCAGAUUAUCAAGAUGUAUUUUAUUAUAAACCUUGGGUCAGGAUUUCUCCUUACUUAAUUGGUAUCCUCUUUGGAUUAUUCUAUCGAAAUUAUAUUAGUGGUUAAAAUUAAAAAUUAGUAGAUUUGGCUAAGAAAAUCAAAGAUAGUGUAUUAAUUAGAACUUUACUUUAUGUAAUUGGAAUUGGAUUAACUCAAACAAUAAUAUGGAUUAUUAUACCACUCUAAAAGGAUAUGAAUGCUUGGCCACCAUAAGCCUAAUAUUUUUACUAAGCUUUCAAUAGAGUAUUUUUUGUUAUAGGUGUUGGAUUUUGUAUAACUCCUGCUUUAUUAGGAUGCAAGAAUGAUCCAUCAAGAUUUAUGUAUAAAUAAUAAUUAAAUCUUAGACUUGGACAUCCCUUCUGGUAACCUAUAGCCAGAAUAUCAUUUUGUAUGUAUUUAACACAUUUCAUUGUUAUUUUAUUUAUGACCUUCAGUUCAACUCAAUUAGUUUAUUAUCAAUACUCACACAUUCUUUUUUUCACACUUACUGAUAUUGUAUAUACAAUAGUAAUAGGAGGUAUUUUAAGUUUAGCCAUUGAAGUAAUAUACAUUUUAUAUAAUUAAGGUACCUUGUAUGAAUCUUGAGAAGAUUCUAUUUGCUCCAAAAAAACAAUAAGCUAUUAAAUUGAAUGGAAAUUAAGUACAAGACUAAAUUGAUUUAUGA
Molecule: messenger RNA, 2251 nt
Organism: Paramecium pentaurelia
Lineage: Eukaryota; Ciliophora; Oligohymenophorea; Peniculida; Parameciidae
Source: the annotation of a GenBank genome assembly